AUGUUCACGGAACGGAACAACCUGCAGCGCCACCUGCGGAUCCACACGGGGUUCAAGCCGUACCGGUGCCCGCUCUGCCCGUACGAGUCGAACCGCAACGGGAACCUGGUCAGGCACAUGGAGUUCAAGCACGGCAGGACCCACAGUGAAAGGUUCCUAGUUGCACUUAAGUUGCCCUUAGAUGUUGAAGCACCAGUUGGUGACGACAACGGCAGGUCUGAGCCUCGCCUUGUGUUGCAGGGAAGCCAGGCUUGUCGGGCAGGACUCGGUACCUUCACCAGCUGCCCCACCUGCGGCCAGCGCUUCCACGGCGUGUACCAGAAGUACAACCUGAAGCGGCACAUGAGCAUUCACACGGGGGAGCGGCCGUACCCGUGCCCGCGCUGCCCCGCCGCCUUCAACCAGAAGUGCAACAUGAAGCGGCAUCUCGAGUCAGUCCACGGCGAGCAAGCGGGCGGCGGCCAGGCGGCGGCGGGGGCGGCGGGCCUCCACGACGCCAAUGCCCACGUGCCCGGGGUGGCGGAGCGCGCAGACGGUCGGGCCAACCCCCCCGGAGGCCGACUCGACGAGAAGCAGGCGGCGGCCCAGGGGGGCGAGUGGGAAUUUAUUUCCCCCUUUGUGGAACAAGUGUUAUUUUAUUUUCAGUUGCACAAUAGAGUUUAUUUUUUUAUGAGAAUGACUGUUGGGCAUUAUGUUUUGGCCCGGAUGCCCUCCUCCGCCGAGAGGCUCGAGGGCACAGAUGUGGCAGCGGGUGUGAGUUGUGUGGCUGCCCGGGCGCCUUGGCCCGCCGCCGAGAGGCCGUGGCCGCGACCCCAGGCUAGCGUCCGGUGUCUGAGAGUCGCUCCUGACCUGGGUGUUAUUUUCCAGGUGGCCUCCAGAGACCCCCAGGCUCGACCCCAAGGGCACUCUCACCUCUCCACCUCAGAGGUCGCCAUCGCAAGGGCCCUCCUCACCAUCCCCGAGCAGUCAGCUGCUUUCUCCUCGGCGGCGGCGGCCUCCUCCUCCUCCUCGCCGUUUAUCCCCUCCGCCCUGCCUAAGCGCACGCUGGCCUCCGCCCCGCGCCGCGCGGGGGCCAUGACCAAGCUCGUGGGCUGUGCCGUGAGCGCCCCCAGCGUGAGCAUCAGCAGCGCCGGCCAGGCCGCCCCCAUGGCCACCCUGCGCUGCUCCACCUGCCCCGAGUGCGGCAAGAUUUUCCGCGGCGACUACCACAAGUACAACCUGAAGAAGCACCUGACGAUCCACGCGGGGCUGCGGCCGUUCCCGUGCCCCGUGUGCAACCUGGCCUUCAACCAGAAGGUGUCCAUGAAGCGCCACUUCGCGUCCGUGCACCGCUCCGUGGACCCCAUCGCGCCCGUCAGCCAGUAGCCCGGAGCCUCGUGGGAAGUGGGCGCCGGGAGUCGAGAGGUGCGGAGGGAGCCCCGGGAAGGCGAGCGGGCGUCCUGGGCCAGUGAGGAGCAGCGCCGUUACCUUGUUUGCGUUUAUUUCUUGGCGUCAAAAGGCAAAUACUCGUUAGUUUAGGGCCCGUGUGGCCGAGUCUGGUUGGGGAGGAACGCCAGCGCGGUGGGGCAUCGGCCGACGUGGCUUUUUAGUCUUGCAGAUUAUCGCAAAUGCUUAGUAGAAAGUUUAAAAAAUGCGUAACAACAUAAUGAUUAAAAAAACAAAAAACAAAAACAAAAACUAAGAGACAAGCAAAAAUGAUUAUUCUGAUAUAAAACUAUUCUUAAUUCUUACUUUAUAUUUUGUGUACCAACACCACUAGCUUAG
Penaeus vannamei (Pacific white shrimp) is the source of this 1764-nucleotide messenger RNA. NCBI's taxonomy places the organism in Eukaryota, Metazoa, Arthropoda, Malacostraca, Decapoda, Penaeidae. The record is from RefSeq and is a predicted model, not a curated record.